AGGCGCCGCGGGAACGCAGUCCCAGUGCCGUGUGGAGGUCGUUGGAGUCAAGUCUCCGCUGCCUGCCGCCUUCCCGCCAGCCCGCACCCGCCCGCGCAGCCAUGCUCUCCGCCCUCGCCCGGCCUGUCGGCGUCGCCCUCCGCCGCGGCUUCAGCACCUCGGCCCAGAGCCAUGCUAAAGUAGCUGUGCUGGGGGCUUCCGGAGGAAUCGGGCAGCCUCUUUCUCUCCUCCUGAAGAACAGCCCCUUGGUGAGCCGCCUCACCCUCUACGACAUCGCUCACACGCCCGGAGUGGCCGCCGAUCUGAGCCAUGUCGAGACCAGAGCAACUGUGAAAGGCUACCUCGGACCAGAACAGCUGCCAGACUGCUUGAAAGGCUGCGAUGUGGUGGUUAUUCCGGCAGGAGUCCCAAGGAAACCAGGCAUGACGCGAGAUGACCUGUUCAACACCAACGCCACAAUUGUGGCCACCCUGACCGCAGCCUGUGCCCAGCAUUGCCCUGAAGCCAUGGUCUGCAUCAUUGCAAAUCCGGUUAACUCCACCAUCCCAAUCACGGCAGAAGUUUACAAGAAACAUGGAGUAUACAACCCCAAUAAAAUCUUUGGUGUGACAACUCUGGACAUUGUCAGAGCCAACACUUUUGUUGCAGAACUGAAGGGUUUGGAUCCAGCCCGAGUCAACGUUCCUGUCAUUGGCGGCCAUGCUGGGAAGACCAUCAUCCCCCUGAUCUCUCAGUGCACUCCCAAAGUGGACUUUCCCCAGGACCAGCUGACCACACUCAUCGGGCGGAUCCAGGAGGCAGGCACAGAGGUGGUCAAGGCAAAAGCGGGAGCCGGCUCUGCCACCCUGUCCAUGGCCUAUGCUGGUGCCCGGUUCGUCUUUUCUCUGGUGGACGCAAUGAAUGGAAAGGAAGGUGUUGUUGAAUGUUCCUUCGUGAAGUCACAAGAAACGGACUGUCCCUAUUUCUCCACACCAUUACUGCUGGGGAAAAAAGGCAUGGAGAAGAACCUGGGCAUUGGCAAAAUCAGCCCUUUUGAAGAGAAGAUGAUUGCUUCUGCCAUUCCUGAGCUGAAUGCUUCAAUCAAGAAAGGAGAAGAGUUUGUAAAGAACAUGAAAUGAGAGUACCUUUGAAGAGUAAUCAGUUUCCUUAUUUAUUACACAUCACGGGAAAGCCAUUUCACAUACCCUUGUUAUUUUUAAUUCGCUUCGAUAAUGUUUAUUGAAUUAACAUUAUCAUUCCUUCCAAAUUGUGGGCUGGACUAUUGGUGCAAAUAAAAGCAGACUUUGAUUUUCUUUUUCAAGUUCCCCUAUAAAAAUGUGCUUUUUUUUUCCGUUAGAGCUGGCUUCAGAGUGUCACCUGUUUGCAUUACAAAUCAGAACUAGAUAUUAUUUCUGUUAGAUAGAAGCGUGAUGGUUUCAUCAAUAGCUUCAGAAAAAAGUCUAAUUAAAAUGAACGGGAUAAGAGAGUCAACCCUCCUUUCUGCACCCUUGCUUCCCUCAGGGUGUAAAUUGAAAGAACGGUCAGUUCAAGCCUCCGGGACCUGAUUCCCUGCAGCGUCGUUUCUCCCUCAGUGAUAAUUUCUCAGUGGCUAAUGCCGUUUUCUGUCCCUAAUUCUGGGUUGAAUUAUCUGGUUAAGUCAACUGUACUGCCUUCACUGUGCCUCCUUGGCCGACCUCAGUGCCCCUCUGAAUGUCAUCGUCUGACCAAGCUCUGGCACUCAACGAUGGUGACAACCCGUAGCAGGAGUUGUAAGGAGGGCACGGGGCAGUGUUGUGGGGUUGACCAGAGCGCCAGCUGCUGCAGCAAGUCUGCAGCCACAGCACUGGCCACCCUUGUAAAAAGGAGGUGGUUUCCCAUUUUCAUCAGUUGCCUAAGAAAGGACUGUGUCCUGAUUGCAUUUAUCCUAACAGGGAUUGAGGUGUGGGGAAGCUGAAGUAUAAACAGAGCUCUGGGUGGGAAGGAAUUUUCUGGCAACAGGUGAUGACCUUCCAUUGUAGGGGGAAAGGGCAGGUGGGGGUGGGGGGUAUGCCCAGGGAAUGGAAACUCCUUUACCCACAAUUCCUUUUUUUAACUCAAGAAUUCAUUAAAACUGAAAUGGAUUUUAUCAAAAUAUAUGUUGAUACAUGCUCAUUGUAUACAGCCUAAAAAGUAGCCAAAAAAUAAAGCAGGGAAAAAAAAUCA
Molecule: messenger RNA, 2181 nt
Organism: Choloepus didactylus (southern two-toed sloth)
Lineage: Eukaryota; Metazoa; Chordata; Mammalia; Pilosa; Megalonychidae
Gene: MDH2
Product: malate dehydrogenase 2
Exons: 9
Coding region: 102-1118 (338 amino acids)
Biological process (GO): malate metabolic process; tricarboxylic acid cycle
Cellular component (GO): cytoplasm; mitochondrion
Molecular function (GO): L-malate dehydrogenase (NAD+) activity
Source: RefSeq, a predicted model, not a curated record